UGUAAAGCGGUAUAAAGUUUGUUGCUUUACUGAAAAUAUUUUUUCACACGGCACGACUGCAACUUAUUUUGCAUCAUUGAUGAUUUUGUGAUUCAGCAACAUUCGCAAAUAAAUAUCAGACAGUCAAGUCGUUGAUAAAUCCUCUUCCUUCAACAAUAUUUAAAAUUAAAUUAAAAAUGGUUAAAGCAGUUUGUGUUCUUCAAGGUGAUGUCUCAGGAACCAUUUUCUUUGAACAAUCUAAUGACUCGUCACCUGUUAAGGUCAGUGGAGAAGUCACCGGCUUAAAAAAAGGACAACAUGGUUUUCAUAUUCACGAAUUUGGUGACAAUACAAAUGGUUGUACAAGUGCUGGACCACAUUUUAAUCCAUUUGGAAAAGAACAUGGUGGUCCAACUGACGCAGUUCGUCAUGUAGGUGAUUUGGGAAAUGUUGAAGCUGGUGAUGAUGGCGUUGCCAAGGUCAAUAUUACUGAUUCCCUGAUUCAACUUCAAGGAGCUAACAACAUUGUUGGAAGAACACUUGUUGUACAUGCUGAUGUUGAUGAUUUUGGCAAAGGUGGUCAUGAACUCUCCAAAACAACUGGUAAUGCUGGUGCUCGUUUGGCCUGUGGUGUCAUUGGACUCACCAAGUAAAAUAUUAAAUUAUAAAAACACAAAAAUGUAUAUCAAAAUUGAAAUAUCAUUCCCAAAUGUAUUGUUGUGAUAAAUAAAUAAUACAUAAUUAAAUUUAUAUACUUGUUAUUAUCAUAAUUAUGUUGAUACAAAAAAAAUAAUUUAUAAUUACAUAAUUUACAAGAUAAUAUUAAUCAAUCAGUGUCUGAUCAAGUCUUUUGAAAUUAAUUCAAAUAAAGAUAAAUAGUAUAAACUCUUUGACAAACAAAAAUACUUUAUAAAGAAGAAAAAUAGUAAUUAUUAUGAAUUAUCGAUAAUAAUUUUGAUGAUUAUAUGAUCUUUGUUUGUUGUUUGGCAUAAUAGCCAUUGGUGGUGGCAUGAUUGGACCCCUUGAAUUGCCUUGAAACAACAUGUAGAUUAGCCAAUAAAUUCCACCAAUGCA
This is a messenger RNA of Aphidius gifuensis, 1053 nucleotides long. It is a transcript of the gene Sod1, whose product is annotated as superoxide dismutase [Cu-Zn]. The coding region runs from base 177 to 632 and encodes 151 amino acids. The transcript is spliced from 4 exons. Gene Ontology annotation, biological process: removal of superoxide radicals. Gene Ontology annotation, molecular function: copper ion binding; superoxide dismutase activity. NCBI's taxonomy places the organism in Eukaryota, Metazoa, Arthropoda, Insecta, Hymenoptera, Braconidae. The record is from RefSeq and is a predicted model, not a curated record.